AUGGUCCAAGAUGGCUUCCUGCUGCUAGUCGGCACCUUCAGAUCACCAGAGGUCUACACGCUUCUGUUCAAGCCCGCAUGCCGGGCCGGUGGCGACGCCUCCCUCACGGUGGCCAAGACCUCCCCGGCCGUUGGGGGCCACUCGUGGCUCGCCCUGUCCCGGGACAAGACGCGGCUGUACACGACGUGCUGGACGGACCCGCCCUCGGUGGCCUCGUACCGCAUCCGCGACGACGCCUCGGUCGAGCUCCUGAACCAGAAGCCCGUCCGCGCCCUGAGCGGCUACGUCGCCGUCACGGGGAGGUACCUGUACUCGGCGGGCGGCCCCACGGGCGAGGUGUUCAGCCUGGCCGCCGACGGGAGCAUCGGCGCCCUGGCGCAGGAGGUCUCGUUCCGCCGGCCCGAGGAGCUUGACGACGGGAAGCGCAACGGGGUCGCCCACGGCAGCUUCGGCGGCCUGCGCCACGGCUCGCACUCGGUCGACCUCUCGCCCGACGGCCGCAGCCUGUACGUCGCGGACAUCGGCCACAACUGCAUCUGGACGUACUCGGUCGACGAGUCCGAGGGGGGCGAGGGCAGCAAGGGCGGCAGCAGCGAGGCUCCCCGCCCGCCCUUGACACUUGGGUCCAAGCACAUCUCCCCGCGCCCGCACGACGGGCCCCGCCACACGUGGCCGCACCCGAGCGGCCGCGUGCUGUACUGCGUGCAGGAGCACAGCAGCAUGGUGGACGCGUUCCGCGUGGCCGCCGACGGCGUCACGCUCGAGCACAUGCACGGCUUCGACAUCCUGCCGGAGGGGAAGCGGUGCGAGGACUUCUGGGCCGACGAGGUGCGGCUCAGCAACACCUCCAAGGACGCGAGCAGGCCGCGGUACCUGUACGCCUCGACGCGCGGCCUGCAGCCCGGGACGAAGGGGUACGUGGCCGCCUACGAGCUGGGCCCAGACGGGGGCAUCGCCGGCCCGGCCGUCGACAUAUUCGAGACGAGGACGAGCGGCGGGCUCGCUAACGCCAUCGAGCCCGCGCCGGGCCCCAUCUCGGACACGGGCGAGGAGUUUGUCGCCCUGACGGACAGCGAGCAAGGGUUCGUCGUCAUACUUGGCUUCGACGGCACCAAGUUCAGGGAGGUCGCCGCGACGAAGCUGGAGCGCGAGGGCGGCGAGGUGGCACAGGCCGCGACGGCCGUCUGGCUGUCUGAAUUUUCCGAGCGUCAUCACGCAGGGUAUAUUGGCGGCACUGUGCUCGACCACCUGGUCAGGAGGGAGGAGCCCAGCAUCAAGGCCUUAACCAUCGACGUCUUGAUUCGGAAUAAUAAGGCGGCCGAGAAACUCAACAAGGCAUACGGGAACCGUGUCAGGCCCAUCUUGUGGACUGGUUUCACGGAUAUUCCCCUUGUCGCCGACAUGGCUGCAAAUUACGACAUAAUCAUCAAUGCCGGCACCGGCUUCGUCCCAGACGGGGCCAAGGCUCUCAUCCACGGCCUGGCCCGCCCCACUUCGCCGGCCUUGCCUGUGCCGUGGAUGCUCCAUACCUCAGGGUGCUCGAACCUAGCCGACCGACCCCUGACCCAGACUGCCCACCCCGACAGAGCCCGGGACGACGCCGACAGCAAGGCGGUCUACGAGUUCCUCGCGGCCGAAGACGCCCGCGACCCGUACCCGCAGAGGACCACCGAGGUCAGCGUGCUCGCAAGCGCCGAGGUGGCAGGCGUGCAGGCGGUGAGCCUGAACUCGCCGUGCAUAUUCGGCACGGGCACCGGCCUCUUCAACCGGCAGGGCUUCAUCGUCCCGCUCUUCACGCGCUACGUCGUCCGGCACGGGCACGGGUUCAAGCUCAAUGAGACGGCCAGCUUCGACUGGGUGCACGUGCAGGACCUCGCCGGGGUCUACGUGCUGCUGGUGCGUGCCAUUCUUGAGAGGGAGGACCACGGCGUGGGUUACAUCCCCACCGGGAGACACGGCAUUAUCUCUACUGCCGUGGGGCGGGUCCUGCAGACGGGAAUGAUGCGGCUGUGCCUGGACGCUGCGUUUGACGCUGGCGUCUUGCCUCGCGAGGACACGCCUAAGGGGCGGAGGAGAUCAUGGGCGGCCUCGUGGAUAUGGCUGAGCGGAGUUGGGCAGGGCACAAGGUCAUGA
Diaporthe citri is the source of this 2133-nucleotide messenger RNA. RefSeq lists its product as uncharacterized. NCBI's taxonomy places the organism in Eukaryota, Fungi, Ascomycota, Sordariomycetes, Diaporthales, Diaporthaceae. The record is from RefSeq and is a predicted model, not a curated record. The coding region runs from base 1 to 2133 and encodes 710 amino acids. The transcript has 3 exons. Gene Ontology annotation, molecular function: 6-phosphogluconolactonase activity; protein binding.